AUGAACUCUCACGACUAUCAGCACCUCAAUCUAAGCCGAAGUAAUUUCGUCAGGAUUCUAGAACCUCGCGUAAAAUCCAACCCCAACGACUCCCCCGAGCAUAAAACGCCUAGAUCUCUCAAAGACCGGAGCACUAGGCAACCCCAGGUAGAUGAAAGUGACUAUCUUCAAAAAGGAGGAAGUGUUAGAAAAAACCAGGGACUAGAUUUCGACAGCUCCACAAAGAAGCACCAAGAGGACUAUCAAGGAAUAUCAUAUAACGAGUCCAGAAAAAGGAUCGCGGGCCAAAUAAAGAACUCCCAGGACAGAUGCGUCUAUGCCUCCCCACCAAAAGCCGACCCCCCCCUUCCUCCAAGGGAUCAACUAAGCCCCGGGGGAAGGAGUCUUCUCCCCAACCGAGCCUAG
This is a messenger RNA of Plasmodium inui San Antonio 1, 405 nucleotides long. RefSeq lists its product as hypothetical. Lineage: Eukaryota; Apicomplexa; Aconoidasida; Haemosporida; Plasmodiidae. Bases 1 to 405 code for a protein of 134 amino acids. The record is from RefSeq and is a predicted model, not a curated record. The transcript is spliced from 2 exons.